Messenger RNA from Morchella sextelata, 1503 nucleotides. RefSeq lists its product as uncharacterized. Gene Ontology annotation, cellular component: mitochondrion. The coding region runs from base 1 to 1503 and encodes 500 amino acids. The record is from RefSeq and is a predicted model, not a curated record. The transcript has 4 exons. Gene Ontology annotation, molecular function: 3-hydroxyisobutyryl-CoA hydrolase activity. NCBI's taxonomy places the organism in Eukaryota, Fungi, Ascomycota, Pezizomycetes, Pezizales, Morchellaceae. Gene Ontology annotation, biological process: L-valine catabolic process.
AUGCUGUUCCGCACAAGCUGUGCUCGACUGCUGUCGAGGCCGUCACUGUCACUAGCACACACAAUGCCUCUGCGCUCAAAGAUCCUCAAUCCCGCAUUCACAAAGAUGUCAAUGUCCACGACGACAGCCGAGGCAAAAAAGGUGCUCCCUGAAGAGAACCCCGCCGACGACGUCCUCUUCAACUCCAUCUUCGGCGUCCGCACAAUCGAGCUGAACCGCCCCUCGAAACUCAAUGCGCUCAACAAGUCCAUGGCCGAGAAAAUCGUGCCGCGCCUGCAAGAAUGGGAAAAAUCCCAACUCGCAAACAUCAUCAUCCUCAAGGGCCAUGGCGGACGUGCCCUCUGCGCCGGCGGCGACGUCGGUGUCCUCGCGGCCCUUAACAUGACGGGCGAGGAGGGCAUCGCACAGUCGAUCGCGUACUUUGGCCUCGAGUACCAGCUCGACCAUCUGAUUGCGACCUACACGAAGCCGUAUGUGGCCUUCAUGGACGGCAUCACCAUGGGCGGCGGUGUCGGGCUUAGUGUCCAUGCGCCGUUCCGUAUUGCGACCGAGAACACCCGGUUUGCGAUGCCCGAGACUAAGAUUGGGUUCUUCCCGGAUGUCGGGGCGAGCUUCUUCCUGCCCAGGUUGGAGGGGCAGGUCGGCACGUAUCUCGCACUGACGAGUGAGCAGUUGAAGGGCGUGCAGGCUCUCUACGCCGGCAUCGCAACCCACUACAUCCACUCCUCCAGUCUCCCCGACCUCGAGGCCCGUCUCGCCGAGCUCACAUUCGACGACCUCGCCACCUCGCGCGAGAAAUGGAGCAUCAUCGACAGCACCAUCAACGAGUUCAGCACGGGCCUCCCCGACGAGCCCAUCCAGCUCGGCGGCGAGAUGCGCAAAUCCAUCGACGCCUGCUUCGCGCACAACACCAUGGAGGAGAUCAUCGCCGCGCUGCGCGCCCACAACACGCCCUGGGCCGAGCAGACGCUCGACACGCUGCUGCAGCGCUCGCCGACGUCGCUGCGCGUCACGCUGCAGCUGAUGCGCCUCGGCACGGGCUACGAGUGGACUAUCGCCGAGGCGUUCCAGCGCGAGUAUGCGGUGGCAUCGCACUUCAUGAGGCAUCCGGACUUUGUGGAGGGGGUUGAGCAUGUGCUGGAGAAGAAGGAGGGCCCACCGAAGGAGGGCCCACCGAAGUGGACGCCGCCGACGCUGGAGGAGCUCGGCGAGGAGCAGGUGAAGGCGUUUGUGAACCCGGCGCCGGGGGAGCAGAGGUUGGCGCUGUUGAGGGAUCCGGGGGUCGCGGAUUAUGAGAGGUAUCCGCAUGAGGGGGUGGUUGGGCUCCCGACGGAGGCGGAGAUCAGGAGGCUGGUGGUGGGACAGAAUACGUGGGUGAGGGAGGAUGUGGUGAGGCAUUUCGUGGAGAGGAGAGGGGGGAGGGAGGGCGUGGAGCAGAAGGUGAGGGAUGUGGUAGAGAGGAUGACGUGGGAGGAGCAUGGCAUGGUGAGGUGGAGGGACUGA